GCUGUCUCUCACCAAUAACAUUGUAAUGUAACUCUCUCCGAGGCUUUGGUCUAGCUUUCCCAUUCUUCAACACUUCCUUUCUCAUCAUACUGUUCAAGCUUUUCUCUUUCACCACCCUACCCUGCAUUCACUUCUCUUUCUCUCUGUUAUGUUCUCUUUUCCGAAACUCAAACCACCUACGCCAACCUUGCCUCACUUUCACUGACCCUCUUCUUUCCCUUGUGUUCUGGAUUUCCUCCAACGGUUACUUAGUUGGGGGCAGAAAAAAAAUGCUUCCUUUCGUUUUCCUUUUUUUUCUUCUAUGCUGCAAUUCUCUUGCACCUGUUGUGCAUUCUCUGAAUGCCGAAGGCUCUGUGCUUUUGACACUAAAACAGUCCCUCACAGACCCACAAGGCUCCAUGAGUAACUGGAACUCUUCUGAUGAGAACCCUUGUUCAUGGAAUGGGAUCACUUGCAAGGACCAAACCGUUGUGUCCAUUAGCAUCCCAAAGAGGAAGCUCUAUGGCUCUCUUCCCUCUUCUCUAGGAUCUCUCUCCCAGCUCCGCCAUGUCAACUUCAGGAGCAACAAGCUCUUUGGAAACUUGCCUGCACAGCUCUUUCAGGCUCAGGGACUGCAAAGUCUGGUGCUUUAUGGUAAUUCAUUUUCUGGGUCGGUUCCAACUGAGAUUCAGAACCUCAGGUACCUUCAAACUCUUGAUUUAUCACAAAAUUUCUUCAAUGGGUCAUUGCCUGCUGCAAUUGUCCAAUGCAAGAGGCUCAAAACCCUUGUUCUCAGUCAGAACAAUUUCACUGGCCCUUUGUCAGAUAGGUUUGGUACUGGUCUGGUUUCUCUGGAAAGACUAGACCUUUCUUUCAAUCAGUUCAAUGGGUCAAUUCCUAGUGAUUUGGGAAACCUGUCGAGCCUGCAAGGAACUGUUGAUUUGUCUCAUAAUCAUUUUAGUGGUUCAAUCCCAACUAGCCUUGGUAAUCUGCCUGAGAAGGUUUACAUUGAUCUUACUUACAACAAUUUAAGUGGUCCAAUACCCCAAAAUGGUGCUUUAAUGAAUAGAGGACCAACUGCUUUCAUUGGCAAUCCUGGUCUAUGUGGUCCUCCUUUGAAGAACUCAUGUGGUUCUGAUACUCCAUCUGCUACUUCACCUUCCUCAUUUCCAUUUAUUCCUGAUAACUACCCACCUCAGGGUGGUAAUGUUUCCAUUGGAGGUGAGAAAAGCAAAGGGUUAAGCAAGGGAGCUGUGGUUGGCAUUGUUGUGGGUGAUAUAAUUGGAAUUUGUCUUUUAGGUUUGCUGUUCUCUUUUUGCUACUCAAGGGUAUGUGGCUUUAACCAGGAUCUGGAUGAAAAUGGUGUUAGCAAGGGAAGGAAAGGAAGUAAAGAGUGCUUCUGCUUCAGGAAAGAUGAAUCUGAGGCCCUAUCUGAUAACAAUGUUGAGCAAUAUGAUCUUGUCCCAUUAGAUUCCCAUGUGACCUUUGAUUUGGAUGAGCUUCUCAAGGCUUCAGCUUUUGUUCUGGGUAAGAGUGGAAUAGGGAUUAUGUACAAAGUGGUACUUGAAGAUGGACUUGCUUUGGCUGUGAGAAGACUGGGGGAGGGAGGUUCUCAAAGGUUUAAAGAGUUCCAAACAGAAGUAGAAGCAAUAGGGAAGUUAAGACAUCCAAAUAUUGCAACUCUAAGAGCCUAUUACUGGUCUGUUGACGAGAAGCUUCUCAUAUAUGAUUAUAUACCCAAUGGAAGCCUUGAUACAGCAAUUCAUGGGAAGGCCGGAAUUGUCACAUUCACACCACUAUCUUGGUCCUAUAGAUUGAAGAUCAUGAAAGGAACUGCAAAAGGACUGGUCUAUCUGCAUGAAUUUAGCCCCAAAAAAUAUGUCCAUGGAGACCUCAAGCCAAGUAACAUACUUCUUGGCCAUAACAUGGAACCUCACAUUUCUGACUUUGGAGUUGGUCGCCUUGCAAACAUCGCUGGAGGGUCCCCAACCUUGCAAUCCAACCGAGUGGCUGUAGAGAAAGUACAGGGAAGACAAAAGAGCAUGUCCUCUGAAGUCACAGCCAAUGUUUUGGGAAACGGUUAUCAGGCACCAGAAGCACUGAAAAUGGUGAAGCCAUCACAGAAGUGGGAUGUUUAUUCAUAUGGUGUGAUAUUGUUGGAAAUGAUUACAGGAAGAUCAUCCAUUGUCCAAGUUGGUAACUCAGAAAUGGACCUUGUUCAGUGGAUUCAGUUCUGCAUUGAGGAAAAGAAGCCACUCUUAGAGGUGUUGGACCCUUACUUGGCUGAAGAUGCAGAUAGGGAGGAGGAGAUUAUUGGGGUUUUGAAGAUUGCGAUGGCUUGUGUCCAUAACAGCCCUGAAAAGAGACCUACAAUGAGGCAUGUUCUUGAUGCUUUGGAUAGAUUGACCAUUUCCUCUGAUUGAGAAAUUUCAUGGGGCCUUGCACUGUGAAUCCAGCUCAUUUGUGAAGCUCUUUUAUGCCUUUACUCUUAGUCACAUUUAAAUGAAUGUCUUCAAGUUGAUGAAUCCUUGUAAUUGGAUCAGUAGAAGAGAAAUUGAAUUUGUUUUUAGCAAAUAUAAACUUUUCUGAUA
Molecule: messenger RNA, 2570 nt
Organism: Cajanus cajan (pigeon pea)
Lineage: Eukaryota; Viridiplantae; Streptophyta; Magnoliopsida; Fabales; Fabaceae
Product: receptor protein kinase-like protein ZAR1
Biological process (GO): protein phosphorylation
Molecular function (GO): protein kinase activity; ATP binding; protein binding
Source: RefSeq, a predicted model, not a curated record